Messenger RNA from Leguminivora glycinivorella, 2409 nucleotides. Its product is annotated as protein adenylyltransferase SelO-like. NCBI's taxonomy places the organism in Eukaryota, Metazoa, Arthropoda, Insecta, Lepidoptera, Tortricidae. The coding region runs from base 152 to 1804 and encodes 550 amino acids. The transcript has 12 exons. The record is from RefSeq and is a predicted model, not a curated record.
GACAACCUAACUUAUUGCACAACAUUUCAAUCUCAACAAAAACUUGUUUACAAAAUCGUCCCAAUUUCUGUCAUAUCAAAAUAUCGUAGCACGAUGAUAUGCAAAUUUUAAUCGCUAUUGCAAUAGCUCUUAAUUAUAACUAGAUAUUCUAAUGAAGCGGGCCUUCUGUGUGUUUGCCGCUCUCCUAAACGAUAGCACUGUGCGCGCUGUUUCUAAGAUGAAAUUAAUGAAUAACUUUAAAGAGUGGAAGUUUAAGUAUCCGCCGAACUACGCGGAGCUUCCUAUUGAUGAAAAUCCGGCGUACAACGAGCCUGUCGCUGUGAAGAACGCUGUGUUUUCAAAGGUACCAACAGAGCCUUUAACUGGCAAUAUCCGUCUAGUCUGUGCAUCAGAAGAUGCCUUGAAAGACCUGUUUGACCUGGACCCCAGUGUGGCCGAGACGGAGGACUUUAUCAACUUUGUGGCUGGGAGGUACCAGCCGCCUGGAGGGCUGAGUGUUAGCCAUAGGUAUGGAGGUUAUCAGUUUGGUUUCUGGGCUGAUCAAUUGGGCGAUGGCAGAGCACAUGUCCUUGGUGAAUAUGUUAACAGCAAAGGCGAAAGCUGGCAACCCCAGCUGAAGGGCUCCGGCGAGACCCCGUACUCGCGCUUCGGCGACGGGCGCGCGGUUCUCCGCUCCAGCGUGCGGGAGAUGCUCGCGUCGGAGGCUAUGCUCGGGCUUGGCGUGCCCACCACCAGGGCCGCUGCUUUGGUAGUGAGCGACGACCACAUGGUAUGGCGCGACAAAACCUACUCCGGGCGAGCAAAGCAAGAGCGAGCGGCUAUAGUAAUGCGAGUAUGCCAUGCCUGGUACAGACUCGGCUCUUUCGAGAUUCUCGAUAAACGGAAGGAGCCUGACACUAUGAAGACGCUUUUCGAGUUUAUUAUAAAGUAUCAUUUCCCGUCCAUAGACAAUGAGGAUGAGGACAGAUUCGUUAAAUUCUACACAGAGGUCGCUCACAAGAAUUUAGACAUGGUUGCAGCUUGGCAAGGCGUCGGAUUCACUCACGGUGUCCUAAACACAGACAACGUUAGCAUAUUAGGUGUGACCAUAGACUAUGGCCCGUAUGGGUUCAUAGACCACUACUACGGUAGCUACGUGCCUAAUACCUCUGACGAUCUUGGACGCUAUGCAUUUGAUAGACAACACCAGAUUCUUCUAUGGAACUUGGAAAAAUUCGCUCUCGCAUUAGAACCCAUCCUUCCAGAAGAUCAGAAGCAGAAGAUCAAAGAAGUUCAAGCCACAUUAGAAGAAUACGUCAAGAGGAAAGUGCUGUCCACUUACCUUCUGAAACUGGGUCUGAAAGAAAUCCAAGAUGGCGACGGAGCCCUCAUAGAGGACCUGCUCAGUCUGAUGCAGGACACCAUGGCUGACUUUACCUGUUCAUUCCGACAGUUAUCUGAGAUGGAACUAAAGGAUCUAGAAGACGUUUCUAAGCUGGAAACCAAGUGGUCUCUCAACAAGAUCAGAGAAGCUAAUGGGUGGGGUAAAUGGAUGGAGAGGUAUAGGCAGAGGGUCGGGAAAGAAAAUGUAUCAGAGGAAGAGCGCCGGUCGCGUAUGUCGGCCGUCAACCCUGUGUAUGUCCCGCGAAACUGGAUGAUGCAGGAAGCUAUCGCUGAUGCGGAAAACAACGACUUUACAAAGGUGCGGUUUCUUCUGGAGCUGUUCAGGAGGCCAUUCGAAGUGAACGCUGAAGCUGAGAAGCUGGGGUACUCUUCACAACCUCCCAGUUGGGCUUACGGACUCAAACUUAGCUGCUCUAGUUAAACCUUGCUUUUAACUCAUUCACCACCAGAUAAAUAACCACAAUAUGUUAUUUAUCUGGUGGUGGCGCUGAAGUGUUACCCAUGUGGGCUGGCAUUCUCAGCAUCAUGCUGACGCCAAAACCAUUUGCCACAUUUUUGUUCAAUAUAAGAUAUAAUAAUAGCUACAUUUAAUUUAGUUUUUUAACAUAUUUACAUAAUUAUAUAAGAAACUAAGACUAAACUUUAGUCUAAAUUUAGUACUUGGAUUUAAUUUAGUAUUUAGUUAAGUUUUUUUUUGUACCUACUUGCUAAUUUGUUAAUUCGUUUCUGUGGCAAUAAAGAAAUUUCAAUUUCAAUACAACAUUGAAAUUUUGAUAAAAUCCCCGACAGGACCGGAUUUUUAAAUUUGAAUAGGUAGACGUUUGACCACGAUCACACUUGAUGGUAAGUGAUAAUGCGGUCACCGGUGGAGAACGCUUCUGGUCUGGUCAAACGUCUAGCUAAAUUAGUCGGGAGUGUUUUUAGCCAUGUUUGGUGAUAAUUUAAAGCAAGAAUAAAAUUUAAAAAUAUUUUAAGCGGGUUACUCACGUAUUAAGUCGAUAUAGCGUUCGACAUGUUUCGGUUCAA